AUGUUAAUUCGACCUACUACAUUUCCUUUAUUUCUCAAUGUUUCAAGGGUUGUGAAUAAAAUGCACAACAUGAUAGUGCCAGUUCUUUGGUUCAAUGAAACAGUUCUUUUCGACAGUGGAACUCGCGAUAAGCUGAGAGUACUUGCUGUUAUACAAAAGACGACAUAUAUUGCGGGAAUCGUUCUGACUUCUCUUGGAGCACUGUUACUAGUCUCAUUGGGACUGGCUUCAGUAUAUAGUCGAUAUUAUAAAAAGCGCUCCGAAGAAGAGGAACGUUUAAUCGACAACGAAGAGUCAGGCAAUGAUGACUCUGUGACUAAUGCUUCCCCUUCAAAUUUCACUGAUUCAGUGUCAGACCGCCCUCCAGUUAUAAUCGAGCCGCAGGCCAACACUUAA
Molecule: messenger RNA, 396 nt
Organism: Enterobius vermicularis (human pinworm)
Lineage: Eukaryota; Metazoa; Nematoda; Chromadorea; Rhabditida; Oxyuridae
Source: the annotation of a GenBank genome assembly